UUUAGACACUCAUGAUGACAUGACCAAACCAUUAUUCUAUUGCCAAUAUAACUAACUACAGUCUGAGGAAGAACAAAAACUUCUUCUUCUUCCUCUUUCUUCUUGUAGCACCAGAUCAAUGGCUAUUGCAUGUUCUUAUUCCUCUCACAUCCCAGUUCUGAAAUCUGGUCUAGUCUCAAAGCCUAUCAGCAAAUCCCUAAUGCUUAAAGACAACCAAGUUCCACCCAGGAAAGCACCGAGAUUCCAGAUUAGAUGUUCUAUCAGAAACAAGGUUUUUGAGGAUCGGUCUAAUGGUAUAGUCUGCUAUAGGGAUGACAGUGGGGAAAUCAUUUGCGAAGGAUAUGACGAGGGCCCUCGCUUUCAGAAACAGACUCCAACAACAGCUUAUCAUCCAAGAGAUGUUGAGAUCUUUGACCUUCUUCUUCUUCGACAAAGUAGGCUUCAGACUGUUAAAGGCAGUGGAUUGAGCCACGCUGAGGAAAGUGUUGCUGUGCAGAAGGACUUGAAUUGCAAUGGCUUCAACUCAUUCUGCUAAUCAAUGGCAAACUUUUGUCAAUUGUCUAGAUGUCUCCUCAACUCCCUGCACUUGCAUCGAUCAUAGAAUGUGUAAGGCAGGCAUAUACAUCGAUCAUAGAAUGUGAAUGGAGGCAUAAAUGCACUUGUUUUAUUUUUUAA
This is a messenger RNA of Juglans microcarpa x Juglans regia, 675 nucleotides long. RefSeq lists its product as uncharacterized. The record is from RefSeq and is a predicted model, not a curated record. Lineage: Eukaryota; Viridiplantae; Streptophyta; Magnoliopsida; Fagales; Juglandaceae. The coding region runs from base 119 to 535 and encodes 138 amino acids. The transcript has 3 exons.